AUGGCCUCAAAAAUAUACUCUAUUCAAUCAUAUUAUCAAUUUUAUAAAGCUAUUUUGCCAACCCCAAAUGAGAAUCUUAUAAAUUUGCGACAUAAUGAUGACUCUUCUUCAGUUAUAGAAGAUACAGAUAUAGAUCAAUCCUUGCGAACAACAAAAACGAAUGAUUUAUCUGGUUUAUUAUUUAAUAACAACACUUCUAGAAUGAAUGAAAUCUAUUGGUUGCCACAAUUCCAAAAGCUUGACUUUGUUAACAAAAACCAAGUACAAAGUUCAGAAUAUCAAACUGUUUCCGAAACUAUCAACACCAAAAAUUCAGAUGCAGUUGUCGAAUUGAAUGAUUAUAUAUUCUAUAAAGAAGUAAAAUACACCAUUGAUGAAUUUCUCGAAAAUAUGCAAAAAGAAAUAAAAUUCCUAAAGAAAAAUAAUCGCGAGUUAGACGAUUAUUUGUCUCAUGAACACGAAACUAUAGAUGAAGGUAUUCGUGCUAUACGACGAGGUAUAGAAGAUAUAAAAUAUGGAAGGGACUAUAAUAUUAAUGGUAGUGUCCGUUGGGUUCAUGCAGAUGCUUCUCAUCAAAAUCUUUGUCAAAAUUCAUUUAGUUUUCAAAUUAGAGCCGAAUAUAAUAACUUAGUAAAAA
Molecule: messenger RNA, 637 nt
Organism: Racocetra fulgida
Lineage: Eukaryota; Fungi; Glomeromycota; Glomeromycetes; Diversisporales; Gigasporaceae
Source: the annotation of a GenBank genome assembly